AUGCCGACGUUCGCCAAGGAUGCAGUUACUUUAACAUUACGACCAGCUGAUGCUGAUGACUUCGAUGAAAUAGUGAAACUUUCAGAGGGAAUUUACGCAGGACAUGAUUAUCUUCCGUUGAUGUUCCGCCAGUGGCUUCAGAGGGACAACGUAGUUGUCAUACUUGCCCAUUGUGGCGUUAGACUCGUCGGAUUAAGGGCAAACUUCGUAGUAGAUGACGGCCGCACUUUGAUUCAUCGAGCGGGACGCGUUCAUCCAGAUUAUCGAGGUCAAGGUAUUUUCAAAUGGGUCGGCGAGCACUCCAUCAAACAUGCAAAAGAGCAUUAUCCUAAUCUACAAAGAAAGCGGUUUACUUCCAUUGGUGACACUGAAAUUCCGGAUCCGAGGAAACUUUUCGAGUUGCAUGUAGAAGCGUAUCACGUUGGGAAAGAAUUCUGUGACAAACUAAAGGCAACAGUCUUGACAAAUUCGAUGGAGAUCAAGACUUGUGCACCUGAUUAUUUCGCCAAUAUUAUUGAAUCUUUACCAGCCAGGCUGUUCACGAGGAACUCUAUCCUAAGUAACUGGUGCCCUUUCGAAAGACUACGAUCCAAUGUUGAUCACAUUUUACGAGAAAGUACUGAACUCUAUGUGGAGAAAUGUGAUGACGACGUUAUUCCUAAUUCUCUUGGUGUUGGCACGCUUUCCCCGAGGGUGAAAUAUAAGCAAUGGGUCGCUGAGGUUUAUGCCGAUUCUCCAGAUCUUUUUCAAGCUCACAUCGUGCAUCAACUAAAGCGUGCUUGUGAAUUAAUUAACGACGAUUUUAUUUUCAUAUUUACGAUGCAAGACGAGAGUUUAAGUUCGCUCCUAAGGAUCAUCAUGAAGGACCAACUACAGUUCAAAACGGCUGACUUCUAUCAUAACAAGACACUGAGAGUGUAUGAGAUGGACAUAACCGAAAAAUCCCACCGUUAAAAUACCUCACUCAUCCUAUUCUGCUUUAAGACAUUUCAAACCUGCUGCUGACUCGUCACCAGUCUUUAUUCUCCUCUUUGCACCAAUGAGUGCCGCUUGUGUUGCGUUGUGGUAGUGUUAUUUUCAAUAUAGCUGAGUAAGCGACAGAAAUCGGCAGAUUUUGACUGAACAUUCCGUAAGGGUUAGGCCUUUUUUUUUUCCUUUGACCAUAGGUACAAGAAAUUCGAUUUAUUCUGAAUGUGUAGAAGUAGUUUUUGUACGUAUUUGUCGCGUAUUUUAUGGUUCUCAAGGACAAAUGCAAUCACUGUUUUUUUAGUAUUUAACUAGACGCUCGAGGAGCGUCACUUGGGCUUCGUAUCGAGCGUUUUACUUGGGCAUUCACCACUGGAUAGUUUGGUAUAAUUGAAUCUAAUCAUGUCUCGCAUAUUGGGGCUCUAUAUUUAUUUAAGGGGUCAUCAUUUUCUUCUUCGCUACUCUUUAAUUUUAUCAUUUUCUCUUGCAUCAUACCCCAAUGCAGGACCACUAUCUGUUGUUACAUUGUUUGAUGUAGCUUGUUGAUGUGUAUCGUCUGCAUCAUUUUAUAAAGUUGUUAGGUUGCUAUCAAUAUUGUUAAUAUCAACUAGUAUGUCUUUGUACAAUGAUUAUGUACUUUGAGCCAGUUAAGAACUUGCUGUAUUAACUCUGGUAGUGAUGCUUGAAAAUAUACAUGUCCUCUAGAUUGUAACUUUCUUUUAAGCUAAAGUAUUAUUAUACAAGAUCUGUCAGGUGGAUGAGGGAGUUGAUUACAUGUCUGAUCACAUUCUACAGGUACAUUGCAUAUUGCACCCCUAAUUUUUCUCUGUUGUCCUUUAUGCAUGAUCAUAAUCUUCUCAAAUACUAUUUGUUGAGCUAUUCAUAUUUGUUUUAGUUUUUCUAAAGAGGAUAGUUCUGUGGUUAUUUCAUCCACAUACAUAUUCCCAUUCACUAUAGCCUGACAUGGUUAAUUUCCUUUUAUGACCUUUGAAUGACAUGUGUGGCAUAUAUACUGUUUUCCAUCAAAUGACGGUUGAAUAUUGAAAUAUUUUUGGCAAGGGUACAUCUUGUUUAGGCAUUUAAUUACUGAUUUCUUAUAAAGUAUUUGAUUACAGACAGUGCAUUUAAAAUAAGUAAGCCUUUAUAUGGGCCCAAGUGGCCCAUGGGGCUGGUGCUUAACUCCGGUUUUCUUAGCAUGAAGUGGCUAGGAGUAUUGCUACUCCCCCCUGGAUGGGAUGCUAGUCCAUCACAGGGUUACCCCCAGCACAUUUGCUGGUACCCAUUUGUACACCUGGGUGAAGAGAAGCACUGUGAGAGUAAAGUGUCUUGCCUAAGAACACAACACAAUGAUCCUGGCCAGGGCUCAAACCCAGCCCACCCAAUCCGGAGUCGAGCGCACUAACCAUGAGGCCACCGCACCUCCACUACAUAUAAAAUAAGGGCCUUCUCUUAUUUUUGUCUUAAACUGGUUAAUACACAAUUCAACCAAUCUGGCUUUCACUAAUUUCCCAUUGAGUUGAGAAAGUAAUCCUUUCUUCUUUCUAGCAUCCAUAGUUGAAUAUUUCUUUUAAUGUCUUCCAGAAACCUUUUUUUGGAAACAGGUUCCAUGCUGUCAUACAUAUGUUUUUUUUUUGCUUCUGUUUUCUCAUGAUGUGUUUCCUUCAAUUUCAGUAAUCUUACAUGAACAGCAGCUGAAUUGUAUAUCAUAUUCCAUAGUCUAACAUUCCUGUUUAUUUGAAUAAAAUUAUUGAUUUUCUCUACUAGAUUAUCCACAAAGAGUAAAUACUUGCAGAAAACCUCUGUCCAGAACCACAGGCCUCUCUACCAAAAGAAUACUUUGUUUAAGUUUGAUACUAUAGGUAACUUGCUUUAUUUGCAAAAUAAUUAACAUUGAAGGCAUCAGUACAUACACAUUAAUGCAACUUCAAAAAUUGGUUUCAGCCAGAAACUUGUUUAUUUUUUCAAUUAUUAAUAAUCAUGAUGUUAUCCCACUCAUCAAUCUGUAUGGCCUUGUACAAAUGUAUGAAACAUGUUUCUCUAUUAUUUUGUUCAUGGGAUGCUCAAGUUAAGAUAAAAUCUCUAAUGAUUAUUGUUACAACCACUGCUUUACCAAGCAACUGAGCUAAAACAGAUUGAAUAACUGGCAAUACAGAAAACAAUACUGAAUACACCAAUUGGCAACUGGUUCCAUGCUGUCAUACAUGUUUUUUUCUGUGUUUUCUCAAGAUGCGUUUCCUUUCAAUUUCAGUAAUUUUACAUGAACAGCAAAUAAAUUGUAUAUUAUAUUCCAUAGUCUGACAUCCCUGUUUAUUUUGAAUAAUAUUAUUAAUUUCCUCUACUAGAUUAUCCACACCACAAAUGUGCAUUGUCUGUUUCAUUGCAGGUGAAUGACUGUCUUCAUAUGUCAGAGGAGAAAACAAUUGCUUUACUUUCGUAUUUUGUUGAUAAAUACAAGCUAUACAGUAUACAGUUACUUGAAAUCCACAUUAAAAAGCCUGUUUUCCCAGUGUGGUUCCUUAAAAUCAAGGUCUCUUAAGAUAUUCUGUUCCCAAGUUAAAUUACUUGACUCUCUGUGACUUACUUCAUUAACGUGUACAUUUAUGUUAGUGCCAAAAAUUGUAACACUGUCAGGCAAGGUAACAGAUAUUAAGCAGUACUUACUCUGCAUUGUAUUGUUAAGCUGAGAUCCACUUUUGAUAAUUGCAUCUAAGGUAUUUGAGUUCCAGUAACUACAAGGUGAAAUGAUUGAGUAACAGAAUAAAGAGCUACUGCAAAACAGUGGUCUUUGUAACACUUGUGGUGACCUGAUAUCUCUUUAAUACCUCUCUUACACUGUUGCUUAUUGCCACAUCAUAUUUUGUAAUUUGUUAACCUUUUAGUUCAUACAGAUCAGUUGCUCCAUUUAAACUUUGAAAGUGAUACACUAAGUUGUCUGUAGAUGAUAUAUCUAAUAGACCACAGGUUCCUUGAGUGUGACUUUACCAUAAACAUCUCUAGCAUGUGAGUCAAACACUUUAAAUGGCCAUUAUCAGCAAAGCAAAUAAUACCCACAGCAAUGCAUCCAACUGUUAAAAUAUAUGACUUAUAUUGUUCUGAUAUCAAUGACUCAAAAGCUCUUUUCAGGCCCACACAGUAUUGAUAUCCCUCAAUGGUAGGCUCACCAUGGACAUUACCAAAGUAACUUUCACUGUAUUCUAGCUGGUAAUCUUUCUCUAGUACUGUAAGCAUUGAUGGUAAAUCUGUUAGCAGUAAAAAUGAUUGUCUUGAUAAUUGUGACAAACUGCUAUAUAGUUGAUUUCCAAAAUGCAUUAUUUGUUUCAAGUCAUUGGAAUUGCCUAUUCCUUUCAUAUUGUAGUACAUUAAUGCACAUAAACUCAUUGCAACAGCGUGCCAACAGAUGCCCAGCGUUUUGUCCAAAUACAACAACAUCCCCUUGGCUAUAUAGCGCUUUUAUUGUUUUCCUGGGAUCCACAAGGUGCAUACAAGGAACAGGGUUUUCUCUAUAUCAUUAUAGAGCUUGUUCUUUGUACAAUUGCCUCUGUGAAUUACACCUCUGUACUCACUAUAUGGGAAAUUACACAAAAGGAACCUUAAGUAUUUGAGAUAUUUCUUUCCAUGUUUAUCUCUACUUGAAUUGUAGACAUAUCUCAUUGAAGAGUUAACGUUCUUGUCCUAAAAAUUGGUUUCCUUCUCAUUUUUUGAUCAGAAUUGAUUGAUUGAACCGGUUUUUUUUAUUUUCCUUCUCAUUUUUUGAGCGGUCAGAUAACAAGUGAUACGCUGUAGAAGUAAGGUGAGUUAUUUUUAUUGAGAAUUUGACGUAUUUUUUUAUUCCUAAAAGCGGUCGUAAAUAUUCCCAUACAAACUCUCAUAAUUCCGCCAUGACUGUUAUUGCGCAAGAUGAUCAUCUCACAGCUGGAGCCUUGGCCGCCAGUGAUGAAAAUGUACUAGACAACAUCUUUGUUACUAUGGCCUACCCAAAUUCAUUAGCUUCGCAUGUACCUCUACACUUUUGGGGUAGUCCACAAUGUCAACCUUGUCUAAAUACCUUAACACGAACGUACUCAUAAUCUGUGAAUACUUCUAGUAAUAAUAACAGUGUUUGAGACCGGUUAUGGCCGCAAAAGGCCCAUUGCUGUGUUUGGAGUAUUGCGUUACACAGCGUUACUAUUGAAAGGACAUUUCCUAUGAAUACUCAACCGUGUUGUAAAUCAACAAUCGUAAGUAGAAGCAAAUCAACUAAUCGCGAGUAAUGUAAAUCUGCUAUCUUAAUUAUGGAAUGAAGGACCUUUGAAUUAGAGCAGUGAAGGUCACUUGACCAAUAAAUAACUCUACAUUGCGCCAGGCGACACGCCGGGUAAGCCGGAAAGCAAAGGACAGUCGACCGUUAAGGGUGUAGGUAGGCUUGUGCGACUCCUGCCAUUCGCUAGCGCUUUGAAAUCUUCUGCCCUCAAAGUUUAGCUGUUAUUAGGAUAUCUUAAUAACUUUCCUUUACGAUGUGAUAUUUAAGGUAACAUUACCCCAUCUGUAUGUUCUUGAGGUUUGGCAAAGCUGCAGGAAAUUGUGUUACAAAAGGCAAUUUAAAUUUUCCUCUGUGUGCGUCUGUUGUUUUUAAGUAUAUUUUCUUUCCCGCUGAAAAUGAUUCUCAAAGCCUUCAUAGAGGAAUCCUCUUUUCUUUAAGCGUAUUUUGAAACUGUAAGUUUGUUAUUAAACGUGGAGCGUGACGAAUUCGUCCUAGGCAGGCGAAGGGCUUCUUCAUUUACGAAUUCCGCAUUUACGCCAAGUGAAUGACAUAAGCUUUUCUUAUGUGCGUACUAUGCGGCUGACGGGGAGACAAAAUGACCCUGGGCUCGAGAUUGUUACACGGUAGGGUUCAUAUCAAGUCUCGUGAGGUCAGUCGGUCAACACCCCUAACCUUACGUCAACGUUCGCAAUGGAUGCAGUAACUUUAACAUUACGACCCGCUGAGGCUGACGACUUCGAUGAAAUUGUGAAACUUUCAGAGGGAAUUUAUGCAGGACAUGAUUAUCUACCGUUGACAUUCCACCAGUGGCUUCAGAGGGACAACAUAGUUGUUAUACUUGCCCACUGUGGCAUGAGACUCGUCGGAUUAGAGGCAUACUUCGUAGUAGAUGAUGGCCGCACUUUAAUUCAUCGAGCGGGACGUGUUCAUCCAGAUUAUCGAGGUCAAGGUAUUUUCAAACAGGUCGGCGAGUACUCCGUUGAACACGCAAAAGAGCAUUAUCCUAGUUUACAAAGAAAGCGGUUUGUUUCCAUUCGUGACACUGAAAUUCCGGAGCCGGGGAAACUUCUCGAGAUGCAUAUAGAGGCAUAUCACGUUGGGAAGGAAUUCUGUGAAAAACCAAUGGCAACAGCCUUGACAAAUUCGAUGAAGAUCAAGACGUGUACCCCUGAUUAUUUCGCCGAUAUCAUUGAAUCUUUACCAGCCAGGCUGUUCACAAGGAACUCUAUUUUCCUCAGUAACCGGUGCCCAUUUGAGAGACUUCGAUCCAAUGUUGAUCACAUUUUACGAGAAAGUACUCAACUCUAUGUGGAGAAAUGUGAUGACGACGUUAUUCCUAAUUCUCUUGGUGUUGGCACGUUUUCCCCGAGGGUGAAAUACAUACAAUGGGUCACUGAGGUUUAUGCCGAUUCACCAGAUCUUUUCCAAGCUCACAUCAUGCAUCAACUCAAGCGUGCUUGUGAAUUAAUUAACGACGAUUUUAUUUUUACAAUUACGAUGCAAGACGAGAGUUUAAGUUCGCUCGUAAGGAUCAUCAUGAAGGACCAACUACAGUUCAAAACGGCAGACUUCUAUCAUAACAAGACCUUGAGAGUCUAUGAGACGGACAUAACCGCAAAAUCUCAAAUAUAA
Pocillopora meandrina is the source of this 6838-nucleotide messenger RNA. NCBI's taxonomy places the organism in Eukaryota, Metazoa, Cnidaria, Anthozoa, Scleractinia, Pocilloporidae. The record is from the annotation of a GenBank genome assembly.